UCCAGCCCAUCCCGGAAACAGAAAACAGCAGGGCAGUGGCCGAAGACUGUUUACUAUUUUCCUUUAAUAGCGAUAGGAAAAAUAACACAUUUAAAUGAAAAUAAACAGUGAUUAAAUGCAGAGUCUUGUGCAUGACUCUCUAUUCACAUCCCAUUUGAGUCACCACAAUGACAGCCAUCAAGCACGCCCUCCAGAGGGACAUCUUUACGCCCAACGAUGAGCGUCUCCUCAGCAUUGUCAACGUCUGCAAGGCGGGGAAGAAGAAGAAGAACUGCUUCCUGUGUGCCACAGUCACCACAGAGAGGCCUGUGCAGGUGAGGGUGGUGAAGGUGAAGAAGUCAGACAAAGGGGAUUUCUACAAGCGACAGAUGGCCUGGGAACUGAGGGAUCUGGCUGAAGUGGAUGCAAAAGAUGCCAGCAAGGAGAACCCAGAGUUUGACCUCCAUUUUGAGAAGGUGUAUCGAUGGGUGGCCAGCAGCACAGCUGAGAAGAAUUCCUUCAUCUCCUGCAUCUGGAAGCUGAAUCAGCGUUACCUGCGGAAGAAGGUGGAGUUUGUGAAUGUCAGUUCCCAGCUGCUGGAAGAGUCAGUCCCCAGUGGUGAGAGUCAAAGUGUUGCCGGGGGUGACGAGGAUGCUCUGGAUAACUACCAGGAGCUGAAUGCCCGUGAGGAGCAAGACAUCGAGGGCAUGAUGGAGGUGUGCGAGUACGCCAUCUCUAACGCUGAGGCCUUCGCUGAGAAACUCUCCAAAGAGCUACAGGUUCUGGAUGGGGCCAACAUCCACUCCAUCAUGGCAUCUGAGAAGCAGGUGAACAUCCUGAUGCAGCUGCUGGACGAGGCUCUGUCAGAGGUGGACACCAUCGAGGGCAAGAUGAGCAGCUAUGAGGAGAUGCUGCAGAGCGUCAAGGAGCAAAUGGACCAGAUCUCCCAGAGCAACCGCCUCAUCCAGAUCAGCAACACCAACAACGGCAAGCUCCUGGACGAGAUCCAGUUCCUGGUGAACUACAUGGACCUGUCAAAGGGACACAUCAGGGCCCUGCAGGAAGGAGACCUUUCCUCCUCCAAAGGCAUUGAGGCCUGUAUCAAUGCCUCUGAGGCUCUACUGCAGUGCAUGAACGUGGCACUCAGACCAGGUCAUGAGAAACUGAUGGCUGUGAAGCAGCAGCAGCACCUGUUCACUGAGCUCAGAGAUACCUUUGCCCGGCGCCUCACCAACCACCUCAACAACGUGUUCGUCCACCAGCCCUUGUUAAUUCCCUGUGCUGCCUACGUCCAGGGCCAUGACCAAAGCUCCGUGCUGUCCCAGCACAUGGCAGAGCUGACCCUGCCUAAACACAGCCCCCUACACAGGGACCUGCUACGUUACGCCAAGCUCAUGGAGUGGCUGAAGAACACCCAGAGAGAGAAGUACGAAGGCCUGUCCAGGACUUAUGUUGAUUACAUGACCAGAUUAUAUGAACGAGAAAUCAAAGAUUUCUUUGAGGUGGCGAAGAUCAAAAUGGCGGGCACAGCCAAGGAGGGGAAGGGAAAUAAGUUUGCCACGCUUCCGCGGAAAGAGAGUGCUCUCAAACAGGAAACGGAAAGCCUGCAUGGCAGCUCCGGGAAGCUUACAGGCUCCACCUCCAGUCUGAAUAAGCUGGCAGUGCAGGGCUCCAGCAGCAGGCGCUCCCAGUCCUCCUCACUGCUGGACAUGGGAAACAUGUCUGCCUCAGACCUGGAUGUGGCCGACAGGACCAAGUUUGACAAGAUCUUUGAGCAGGUUCUUAGUGAGCUGGAGCCUCUCUGUCUAGCAGAACAAGACUUCAUCAGCAAGUUCUUCAAGCUACAGCAGCACCCCACCCUGGCUCAGGGAGAAGUGGAGGAAUCGGAUGGGGGGGUGCCCUCCAGACAGCCACCUCCAGGGGAGUACAGACACUUCAUAUCAUCGACUGAGAAGGACAUGGUGCGGUUGAUGAUGAACAAGGUCUUCCAGAGCAUUGAGACAGAACUUAACAGCCUCAUCGCUCUGGGAGACAAGAUUGACAGCUUCCACUCCCUGUACAUGUUGGUGAAGAUGAGUCAUCAUGUGUGGACGGCAGAGAAUGUGGACCCCGCCUCCUACCUCAGCACCACCCUCGGCAACGUGCUGGUCACCGUCAAAAGGAACUUUGACAAGUGCAUUUCGGGUCAGAUCAGACAGAUGGAGGAGGUUAAGAUCUCUAAGAAGAGCAAGGUGGGCAUCCUGCCCUUUGUCGCUGGGUUUGAGGAGUUUGCUGAGCUGGCUGAAACCAUCUUCCGUAAUGCAGAGCGCAGAGGAGAUCUGGACAAGGCAUAUGUCAAACUCAUCAGAGCUGUCUUCAUGAAUGUGGAGAAAGUGGCCAAUGAGAGUCAGAAGACGCCCUGUGACGUGGUGAUGAUGGAGAACUUCCACCACAUCUUCUCCACACUGUCCCACCUUAAGAUCUCCUGCCUGGAGACAGAGAGGCGAGAGGCCAAACACAAAUACACAGACCACCUGCAGUCCUAUGUCAUCAACUCCCUGGGACAGCCCCUAGAGAAACUCAAUCACUUCUUUGAGGGAGUGGAGGCACGUGUGGCCCAGGGCGUACGUGAGGAUGAGGUGAGCUACCAGCUGGCGUUCAAUAAACAGGAGCUGCGUAAAGUGAUCAAGGAGUACCCCGGCAAGGAGGUAAAGAAGGGACUGGACAACCUGUACAAGAAGGUGGACAAGCAUCUAUGUGAGGAGGAGAGCCUGCUACAGGUGGUGUGGCAUUCCAUGCAGGAUGAGUUCAUCUGUCAGUACAAGCACUUUGAAGGCUUGAUUGGCCGUUGCUACCCUGGGUCUGGAAUUACCAUGGAGUUUACCAUUGGAGACAUGUUGGAGUACUUCUCAAGCAUUGCACAAUCACAUUAAUUGUGUGUGUGUGUGUACUGAACAAAAAUAUAAAUGCAACAAUUUCAAAAACUUUACUGAGUUAGUUCAUAUUAGGAAAUCAUUCAAUUUAAAUAAA
Salvelinus namaycush (lake trout) is the source of this 2988-nucleotide messenger RNA. Its product is annotated as exocyst complex component 1-like. Gene Ontology annotation, molecular function: phosphatidylinositol-4,5-bisphosphate binding. The record is from RefSeq and is a predicted model, not a curated record. The transcript is spliced from 18 exons. The coding region runs from base 168 to 2891 and encodes 907 amino acids. Gene Ontology annotation, biological process: exocytosis; Golgi to plasma membrane transport. Gene Ontology annotation, cellular component: exocyst; plasma membrane. Lineage: Eukaryota; Metazoa; Chordata; Actinopteri; Salmoniformes; Salmonidae.